Molecule: messenger RNA, 5712 nt
Organism: Anoplophora glabripennis (Asian longhorned beetle)
Lineage: Eukaryota; Metazoa; Arthropoda; Insecta; Coleoptera; Cerambycidae
Exons: 10
Coding region: 488-2266 (592 amino acids)
Biological process (GO): nucleoside metabolic process
Molecular function (GO): catalytic activity
Source: RefSeq, a predicted model, not a curated record
GAAAGUUCAUUCUCUUAAAAAAAAUCAGCUAUAUGUACAUAUCCUCUACUUGGGUUGUAAGUAACGUGCCUACAUAUUUUAUCAGUCACAAUUAAGGAUUAGUCAUAGGUAUUCUUCUCGGUUUACAACUUUUGUCUUUUUGUAUGAAUCAUAAUGUCUAUAACCAUAAAUAACAUCAAUGCAUACGGUCGCGUCGCCUGUCCUGCUUUCCCUCUACUUCCAUAAUUCCGAUUGAUUCCGUCACUGAUAAUUUUAAGCAGAUGACAGAAAUUUGAAGCCUGCUCGAAAACGGAACAGCAGCAGAAGCAGAACUGCAGAACAUGAAAACAAAUCAGAUUAAUCAGAAAAUAACUCAGUCGUUCCUUGUAUAGUGUAUUGUGUUGAUGGUAGUGUGUAUUGUAUUUCUUAUUUUAUGUACGAUCGUGUUUUAUUUUACGAUAAAUAAGCAUAUUGUGAAAGUGACUACUCUGCUAUUUAAUUAAUCAAAAUGACUGAAUCAAAUGAAUCUGAACAAGUCAUCAUGACGCCGAAAUGUAAAACUGCCAAUUCCACCACCCUCAUCAUCGAAAGGAGGAAAAUUGUGAAAACAGACGAUAAAAUGCAUGUAGCCGGAGGGGAACAUACAGGGAUUAUUAUUAAUAAAGAAGCUUCUACAGCGAAUGGCGAAUCGGCUCCGGCACAGCUCUCUUUAGAAUUCAGAGUAUUUUUAGUAAAUAAGGAAACAGGUAAACAUACGCCUGAAUCUCGUACCUUAAGGUUCUGGUUUAGGCCUGCGAAGGCCGACCAAGAUGAUGUCGAUGGAGAACAGGCUGGUACCGCUCAGGACUUUUUCCGAGAGUUGGUCAGUCCUCAGGAAUUUCCUAGAGAUUACGUCGGUUUUAUAAAAAAAAUAAUGAAACUGAUGCAGCACAACUACCAAAGCAUAAUCAAGUUAGAAGUAGAACUGAAGCAACUGCAAGAACCUGUCGAGGUCCCAUCUAGGCCACUAUCCACAGAAGAGAAUUCGCUGGGCAACAUAGUGGUGCUUACGAUUGAAAAAGUUUUAGAAAUAAUAGAAUCGUCAUAUCCUAACCCCAUUACAAUUAAAGAUGUAGCCAAAGAAAAUGGUUGGGACGAAGAAGAGGUGGCUCAGUGCCUUGCCGCCCUCCAGUCCCGACAGCUGGUAAAAGCCAUGGACCACGGAGCCUUUACAAGGCAACAAUCGCAGCAAGACUCCCACCAAGUAACCAUUGUGAAACAAAUGCCAACGAUGGUAAGCUCAAAGCAACCGAGUAUUGCUAUUAUCACCGCUCAAUAUUGUGAAAAGUUGGCUGUGGACGCUAUGAUCGAGAAUAAAGAGACUUUCGUUCGGUACACUACGAUCGGUCCAACCAGUCCGACAGGAGAAACGAGACCACGAUUCGGUGAAUCCAACGUGUACACUUUGGGCAACAUAGGGGCCCACAGAAUCGUCUGCACCAAACUGCCGACAGUUGGGCAUACCCGCGAGGCUAUGACGGCUGCGGGAAAUACAACAACUCGACUGCUGGGCACGUUCCAAAAAGUCGACUACGUGUUUUUGGUCGGUGUAGGUGGUGGUGUACCGCAUUACACCGACUACAACAGGCACGUAAGAUUAGGCGACGUGGUAGUUUCUUGUCCUACGAAAAACAAGAGCAUCUACUUGUACUGCGGAAACGCACGUGCGACGGACAAAGGUUACGAGUACGAAAUAAAACCAUACAGUCCUUCCAACUUUAAUCUCCAAGAAAUCGCAAUGCAACUGAAAUCGUCAGCGGAUCAGGACGCCAGCUCUACCCCGCCGUGGCUGAACUACCUCCACGACGGCUUAAACAUUCUGAGUAGCCAAAACGAACCAGACUUCAGGGCGCCUAGUAGCAGCACCGAUAAGUUGUAUAUGAGUAUCGGUGAAAGGGAUUUGAUCGAGGUCGCACACCCCACGCCUCAGGACAAUGCUAUAAAAAGGCAAGAAGGCUGUCCGAGGAUCCACCUAUCUCCAAUCGCCUCGGGCCGCAUGGUGGUCAAAGACGACCGUCUGCGGCAACAGUUCGCGGCUCAAGUGGGCGCCCUCGCUUUCGACUGCGAAUUCGACUCUGUGAUCGAAUCGAUCCUGGGCAACUGCAAGGAUAGCUUCAUUUGCAUCAGGGGAGUGUCGGAUUACAAGGACGGCACUAGACGAAAGGAAUGGCAGCCGUACGCGGCCCUGGCCGCAGCGAGCGUGAUGAAAUCGAUUAUUUGCGGGAUGGAAGCACCGACAAACGUUUAACGUUAUCACUAACGGUCUACUCAAUUCAGUUUCUUAUGGUGCCUGUUAGGCCUAAAUCAAUAUAUACAAUAUUUUUUAUCAACAACUUUACUUUAAGUCAACGAUUAAUAUUCUUCAGGGCACAUAUUUUCAAUUAAUUGGCGUACUAUCCCAUUAUUGUGAACUAACUGACUGCCAGUGAUAAAAACACGUGUUUGAAAAGUCAUCGAUAAAUUAAUUAAUCAUUAAUUAGUAGAUUUAGGUAUGAAUCGAUAUAUGUAAGAUCAAAAAAACAUUUUUAGAUGAAGACUAGGUUCUGGCCUUACACUCAGAGUUAUAGCAUGUUAUUCGAAAACUUUUAAUAUCUAUGAAAAGUUUGUAGAAUUUAAAAAUUUAUCAAAGUUACCGUGAUUUAGUGAUCCUAGGAAAUCUUCACGUCACCAAUAAAUGAAUGGAGACUGUGUAAUUUUAGAUGUAGGAGCAAAUUUCCGCCUAGAGAACUGAACGAACGUAGUAAUUUUGUUUUUAAAUAAACGACUGAUAAUUUAUAUAAAUUAAUUGACCAACAGUUAGGGUUACCAGAUCCGGACGCGUGAUCAGCAAAUUUAAAAAGUGACGUGUUAAACCGCUAAGAUGCUAUUGAUUUACACUUAUUCACUCUAGAUUCUUCUGUAGCUCGUUCAAAAGCGGCAAAUUACAAAUUUCUUUAUAACAAAAAGUAAUUCGAGUUCCAAACUCAUUCCAUUUUAUAGAAUAUGUGCGUUAGAACGGAGGAAAGUCUGUUAGCGUCUCUGUUUAGACAGAGAUGCAGACAAAGGUCAGUGAAGACGUCAAAAUAAAUUUUGUCUGUUGAAGCGUUUUCCUGGCCGAUCGGGCCACAGCGGGUCGUUAUUUUGCCGUUAGGCACCAGUUCCGAUUUUUCAGACACUACUUUCGCUUUAAAACUAGAUUUGAACAUUUUCAAUUUUCUGUUUACAUUAGCGGAGACCCACGGAUUCAAAUAGCCUGUGCAGGCUUCACCCAGCGUUAGAUCGCCAUAGCUCAUUUUGAAAACUUGCGACUGCGAAGCCGAAGAUCUGCGGUUCUAAUCGUGAGUGGGUCCCAUUUUUUCUUUUUUUUUUUUUGAAAAAUGUUAUAUAUUAUUUAAAUAUUUACUUACAGAGAAUGCACCACAGAGCGGUGCUCGGGGGCCGAAGGCUCGAGAAAAAAGUCAAGUCCGCUUCAAUGGACUUGCCUACCUUUCUAGUGUAAUUUUAAAUAUCGACUUUUGUAUUUUUUAUUACGCUGUAAAAUAAAAAAAUUACGUUUCAACGAGCAAAAAAUUUAGGAUAAGUCUAUUACAUAAAAAAUAUUAAACUAAAAGAUUUGGUAGAUGAAAGGGUCAUUUUCGACGUUAAUCUAGAUGAAUAAAAAGACCCAGAUCGAGAAACAGCAGAUCUUGACGCACAAUAAAUUCACUAACUUGCAAUUACCUGAAAGAUAUGCAUAGGCAGAUUUUAAGAGACACCCGUUCGAAAUUGGAUAAUCUUGUACCAUUAUUUUCACGAGUAGAAUCUAAUGCUCAUAAUUUCUCAACACCCUGUAUACAGGAUACCAGGGAUUAGCCUGUAAAGGAUAUGUCCAAGCGAAAAGGAUGUCUGGUAACCCUAGAAUUAUGUACAACACUGACGAAAGAAAUUAACACAUUACUUGAAAUUUCUGAGAAGUUUGAAUUUCAAUAUUUUCUGACACAUACAGGGUGGUCAGUUUUAAGGUUUACACCGUUGGUAUCCCUUGAACUAGAAGAUUUACAGCAAAUGAUACUUUGUUUACUUUUAAACAGAAACGUCAAAAUUUUCAUUUGUUUUUUUCAUGGCCACUACGAUUAAAUCAAAUAAAUCAUAAAAUUGGUCCUUAAUAAAAUCUAUUCACUCAAGUGUUAUACAUCGUUAAACUCAAAAUUUAAUGCUUCAUAUACUGACGCAAAAAUCCAAUAUGGCAUCCAUAAAAAAGUUGAAGGUUUAUGCAGGGGCGGCUUUAGAUAAAAUUUUCUCCCGGGCGAGAAGGUAAUUUGGCCCCUUUAAACCAAAAGAAUAAUUAGAGAAAAAUAAUCGCUUCGUGGUAACGAUGUUUCUGUUGCAGUGUAGCCUACACUAUAGAUACUGUUCAUGUUUGAAUUUUUAAUUUUCACCUUUGAUUUGGUGCCCUGGGCAGUCGCCCGGCCCUUAAGCCACCCCUGGGUUUAUGAAAACAUAAGGAUCUAGGAGGCCUAGAAGAUAUUUUAAUUUAACAGAUAGAGUAUAUGGCCUUGUACGUACCGAUUUUUAUAACUCGAUAAUAAAAAAGUUAUGGAAGAAGAAAAGACAAGUUUUCAGCUUAUUUCAGGAACGAUGCAACUUAUCUCCAAUUUCUUUCCAUAAUCCGAAACGGCAUGAAGAUAUUGAUAUUUUUUGUAAUUUAACCAACCCUGUAAACAUUCUAGUUCAGGAUAUACCAAUAAUGUACACAAAGUGCCCAUUUUUUUUGUUGUGAAGUGAUAUGCGGCGCAAAUUGUACUAAUUUUCAGUCAUGGUUCAAUUUUGAUCAAUAUUUUGUAUUAUUUUGAAAACGAAGUUUUCCGGGAUUUUGAUAACACCCUGUGGAGUACACCAACAUUAUCAGCAAAUCCAAACAAUAAUCACACACUGUAUCCUGAUCUGUUUUUAAAAUGGGAUUUUUAAAUUCACCUUAUCUCUAUUAUUAAAGGAAACAUUUAUUUUAAACUGUGUGAAAUUUUAUUUGAAAUGUGUACGAAAAAAAUUAAAUUGAUUUAAACUUUCAUGACGAGACCAAAAGGGCUAAUAUUCAGUGCUUCCUGCUCUUGCUCGAAUAAUUGCCUGACGUCUAUGCAUAAAAAACUUAAGUUUUUACUUACAAUAUUUUUCAGGCAACAGAAUCUUGCAGUUUUAAAUUUAAUUUAAUUUUAAAUGUGAAUCAAAAACGAGCAUUUUAAGAACAGAUUACAUGACAGUGUGAUUAUUGUUUGUAUUUGUUGACGGUGUGCUCCACAAGGUGUUUCAAAAAUUCUAUAAUAAUUUAUUUCCAAAAUAACGCCUAAUUGAAUCCAGACAAAAAGUCAAUACAAUAUUAAUAAUCCCCACAAAUCACUCUAGAAUCUAAAAAAAAUCAUCGUAUUCGUAUAAAUACGUCAGAAAAUAUUGAACGUCAAACUUUUCAGAAAUUUCAGGAUGCGUUAAAUUUUUUCGCUACGCUGUAUUUUAAAAUUUCCAUGUUUUUAUACCUGUGUUGAUUAAAAGUACGUAUGCAUUUUAAAUUUAUUCCAUAAUUGUUUUUACUUGCCAUAUAUUUUUAGUCGGGCCGAUGUAUUGGCUGAAAUAAUGCUAUUUCUUUAUGUAGUCGGAUGUUAACUAAGUCUAUUUUAUUUGUAUUUAUACACAAAUAUAUCCAUUGUUUUCUGUAAAAGAGUAAUAUAUUCCAUUAUUUUGUAA